AUGGUGGGUGUCCACUGCAGGCACCAGGCUGAGCUGGGUGCCAGCUCCUUGCCCUCCUCCUCCUCGCUGCAGGAUGCUGUUCUCAACGCCUGUUACCGGGGCUGCCGGCUGUUCUCCAUCUGUCACUUCGUGGAUGCGAGUGCCGAGCUGAACACAACCAGGGCUGAGUGUGAAGCAGCGUGCGCUGAAGCCUACAGCAAUGCAGAGGAGCAGUUUGGCUGCAUCACUGGGUGCCGCAAGCAGCUGCCUGAGUUGGAAAGCAGGAGGGAGAAGAGCCCAGAGCUGAAGGUGCCGUCGUUCUCAAUGUUGGAUUUGGUCUCCAGCUUUUGCAACGACAUCGUCAGCUCUGCCCAGAGCUUCAUCUCUUCCACCUGGACCUUCUACCUGCAGGCAGACGAUGGCAAAGUCGUGGUAUUUCAGUCCCAGCCCGAGAUGGAGUAUCCAGUACCCGAGGUGCAGGAGACCCAACCGGAGCGGCCAGGAUCGGGGUCCAGCCCCCGCAUCCCCCAGCCCCAUGCAGGCCCCCGGCUGAAGGGGGAGAAGCUCCCCGGGAAGGAGCCACGGGGCAAAGCCAAGGCACAGCACCCGGACCCCCCGCAGCCAGAGCACGACUUCCUUGGCUGCAUGUCCAAGCGCUCGGGCCUUCCUCGCUGGAUCCUGGCUGCCUGCCUCUUCCUCUCCAUCAUGGUGAUGCUGUGGCUUAGCUGUGCCAGUUUGGUGACAGCCCCUGACCAGCACGUCAAGACCCAGCCCCUGAGCAUCAACGGCGACAAGGAGUACCUGGAGGACUUGGACGGCACUGUCCCCUUCCCCCUGCCACCCGUCAUCGCUGUUACCCUGUGCCCUGUGCGCGGCGGUGAGGAUGCAGGGCCGCUGCCCCUCAAAGUCGACCUGGACAAGACCGUCCUGUAG
Messenger RNA from Mesitornis unicolor (brown roatelo), 912 nucleotides. It is a transcript of the gene TMEM59L, whose product is annotated as transmembrane protein 59-like. Bases 1 to 912 code for a protein of 303 amino acids. Lineage: Eukaryota; Metazoa; Chordata; Aves; Mesitornithiformes; Mesitornithidae. The record is from RefSeq and is a predicted model, not a curated record. The transcript is spliced from 7 exons.